UCUAACUGAGUGCCUCUCCGCGCAGUCUGUACUCUUCAAGCCCCAUCAAACACGAGUCCGUCGGUCUGGCUGCGCAAGGCAACUGAACACUACGAGCACCGAGUGGUUAUUCCAGCCCAAACCUCCAACUUAGCAAACAGUGUUAGCUCUAAAUAUCAUACCUGUCCGUCGGUAAGCGCUGCACUUUGCUUUCCGCUUCCUUCUGAGGACUUCAACUCGCGCUGGUCAAAUUGUCGGCAGACCAAAUACGGGAGAAAUAAAACGAAAUAACGGACACGUCUCGGCUGAAAUGCACGGCUGUUGUUACUGUCUUUUGAGGAGGAGGGUGUCCGACACAGAGCUGUAGUUUCUCUUCCAAGAAGGCGAGGAAUGCAAGCUGAGCAUCAAUGUUUCACUGGGGCAAGUGGAAGAAGAGGAUGGGAGCCAACAGUUCUUCAAAGAGACCCGUUUUCGACGAAAAGGAAGAUGUAAACUUUGACCACUUCCAGAUACUGCGGGCCAUCGGGAAGGGGAGCUUUGGAAAGGUAUGCAUUGUACAAAAGAGGGACACCGAGAAGAUGUACGCCAUGAAGUACAUGAACAAACAGCAGUGCAUAGAGAGAGAUGAGGUCCGAAACGUCUUUAGAGAGCUUGAGAUCCUACAGGAAAUUGAACAUGUUUUUUUAGUAAAUCUCUGGUACUCGUUCCAGGACGAGGAGGAUAUGUUCAUGGUUGUGGACUUGCUGCUGGGAGGAGACCUCCGCUACCACUUGCAGCAGAACGUCCAGUUCAGCGAGGACGCAGUCAGACUCUACCUCUGUGAGAUGACGCUGGCGCUGGACUACCUGCAGAGCCAGCACAUCAUCCAUAGAGAUGUCAAGCCAGACAAUAUCCUAUUGGAUGAACAAGGUCACGCUCACCUGACGGACUUCAACAUAGCAACAAUAAUAAAAGACGGAGAGAGAGCCACAGCCUUAGCUGGAACCAAGCCCUACAUGGCCCCAGAGAUCUUCCAGUCUUUUGUGAGUGGAGGGACGGGCUACGCCUUUGAAGUAGACUGGUGGUCACUAGGGGUGACGAUCUUCGAAGUGCUGCGCGGAUGGAGGCCGUAUGACAUCCACGCCAGUAACUCGGUGGAAUCGCUGAUUCAGCUCUUCAGUACCGUCAGUGUCCAGUACAGCCCAGCCUGGCCCAAGGAUCUGGUUUCACUAUUGAGGAAGCUACUGACAGUGAACCCAGAGCAUCGUUUCUCCAGCCUGUCUGACAUGCAGACCGCUUCCUACCUCGCUGACGUCAACUGGGACGCUGUGUAUGAGAAGAAAAUGGAGGCUGGAUUUGUUCCCAAUAAAGGUCGCCUACACUGCGACCCCACCUUCGAGCUGGAGGAGAUGAUCUUGGAGUCACGUCCUCUUCACAAGAAGAAAAAGAGGCUGGCAAAGAACCGAUCACGAGACAACAGCAAGGAUUCACAGUCUGAGAACGACUAUCUACAGGAGUGCCUUGAAGUGGUGCAGCAAGAGUUCAUGAUCUUCAACCGAGAGAAGUUGAAAAAACGUCAGGAGGAGGGUCAGUCAGAGGCCGGGAAUUAUGACGCUAGCGGCGACGGGGACGGAGAGGCAGAAAGCGGAGCCGUCGAUGAUGACGCGAACGAGCCAGAACCAGGACCGGAAGCUGAACCCGAGCAGGCGCCCGAGUCUGCCUCCAAACUGAGCAUGUGCGGCUCAGUGUGUUCCUCCCCCGGCAGCUGCUAGCGCCACAUCGCCUCACAGUGACGAUGGCAGCUCUCUCUGGCGGCUGCGGUGUUUGUGCCAUGCCAAUAGAUACCUUCUCACCUCUCUCUCAUGUCGUAGCCUACAGCAGAGGAAAAUGACAGCGUGGCAACUUGGCGCACAGCAGCAGCUCCCAUAACGGUUCCCCUCAUUUACGCCCCCUGCCCCCCAUAGCAUCUUUUUGGUAAGGCAUGAAUGAAGCGGAAUCCCAGAGAGUCCCUGCCUAUUGUACCUACCGCCCUAGAGUAAGCUCCAACUUCUAUGCAAUGUUACAGUAUAGCAUGACAAAUAAUAAGGUAUCACUUACUAGGAGGUGUCGUUCCAUAAGCAGAAAGCCACACGAGCAUGAUGACAUCCCGAGCAAUAGCAGUCUAUGGCUUUUUGAAUGAAGUUAGUGGUUUUGGUGGAGGUGCCUCCCUUUAUUAUCCCUGUUCCAGAUCCGAUGGGGGACGACUGAAUUAUUCAGCACACGAAGGCACUCGGUUUAUUUUAUUGCCUGUGUCUUCAGUUCACUCUUCCCCCACUUUCAUGUGAUGUGUGCCCUAAUUUGGAACAUUUUUUUCCUCCUGGAGCGCCUUCCUCUUGUUGCAACACCUUCCUGUGAUACAUUUCCAGUAAGUGUUGAUGGCUGUCUGCAGUCAGCAAAGACAGUGUGACUGGUUUCAUGUUGUAAACCUGUUUAAAGUUGUGCCUGUUGAUGAUGAUCGGUAUUUGUUAAUCACACCGUAGCCAUGGAUGCGUUAUAGGGCAGAUUUUCCUCUUUUAAGUCUUAACCAGCUAGCUGUUUUUUCUUUUUCCCCCUUCAGGCCUUUUUAGGAGGAGAAGGUACUGAAGUUAAAAUCAGUCCAGCAAUCAGAAUGAAAAGUUGUGCUUGUCACUGUGUCCAAAAUGCUUACGAAGAUUUAGUAUUUUAGCCCUGCACCAAGCUCUGACCCAAAGAGGGUUCUGAAACUCAGCUCACUGCCAACAAUGGCAUCCUUUACAAAUCUAUAAGAAAGCUCUGUUUGCUUUACUAGACUUCAUCAUCUUGUUAAGUGCUUAGUUUAGGAUAAAGAUCAUCUCCCUGUAGAGGUUGGUUUGGGGUAGCUGUGCCCUGUCGGUACGUCAAACUGCAUAGAUGAGCUACUCUUUGAUUGUCGUAGUGAGAGUGGUACAUUUUAGGGUGGCGCCGUUAAUCUCAGUCUGAGAAUAUGUAGCAAAAGACCACCUUAAAAACCCGAAGGCCUAACGAAUUGAAAAACCGUGUAAAUAGCAUACAGUGUAGGUAAUUAAACUGACCACAGUUUUAUGUGGGACUGCUAACUCGACGUGUAAACUUAAGGAAGAGCUGUGUGAAGCUUCACACCACUUCAUCCCGCUCUUCUUUCCAAGUGUGCAGGCACAACUUGUAGGCAAUAUAUGCCAAAGCUUUUCUACCAUUUGCAACCAUUUCUAAGGAACUUUGAGUGUGUGAAUGUAUGUCUCUUUAUCCUUCUGAUAACAUAAAGUCAGUUAUUUCUGCAAGUGAAGACAUCGUAAUUUAUACAAUCAUAAUGUGAUGAUGUGCAAACUGUCUAUUUCAGGUAAUGCAUCUUGGGAAAUACACCUGUUUGCUGUCUUGAUGCAGCAUUUGACUGACCUUUGGGGGUUGGAGCCACAAUUUAAUGUUGCACUCAGUUAAUUUUGUGCCAUCGCCUGCUGUAAUGUUAAUUGUGAGGUGCAGACAGAACAGUGUUGGCCUAAGUGCAUCUCUGCACUCCCACUCUGCUCGGUCAACGAAUGGUCUAGCCUCCGCAGUGUAAUUAGUGGACAUGAGUGAAAUAUCACAUGAACAGGUAAAACAGUAUUAGCUACAAUAUUUGCUUCACUCUUUCUUUACUUUUGCCUAAACAGCCAACAGAAACAGUUAAUGCCCAGCUAUUAACCAACUUGAUGACUGAAGCUUUUGUAUUUUAAAAAAAAUUUGUUCUUGUGCCCAACAGGGGGAUUAAUUUAGGCCCAGUGGCUUUCCGGGGAAGAUCGAUACUCAUGUCUUUGUUUUAAAUAAAGAGCUAGAGUCAGGUAGUGAUUAGCCUAGCUUAACAUAAAGAGUAGCCACAGGGCAAAACACCUUACCAAAACCUGUAAAAGCUUAGAAGUUAGCAUUUGUUUUGUGUGAUUAAUUCUUAUAUAAAUAUUAAUGUAGUGUUAAUGUGCUCUGCUGGUUAAACAGCUAGAUGUAGUGAAUGAGUGGUCCGUAAAGGAUGGAUAAAACGUUCAACAUAUAGCUACACCACUAACUGGGCUGCUGAACCACCAAUGGUUUGAUUUAGUUUCCAGUCUGAAACAUCACAUGCAGAUUGUAAGAGAGCCAGAUGGAUCUGUACAGCAGGCUGUGGAGGGAUUUCAGGCUGAUGGUCAUGUGGCUGGCAAGAGUUGUGAUUUUGCUGGCAGGGCAGCUCUAGCUUUGUAACGUCUUUCUGUUUUUAAAGCUACAAAUAAGAACUUGAUAAAUUCUGUGUUAAUGUUCUUUCAGUGUUAUAAUGUGAGAGUUGCCUAGUAACAGAUUGUUCUAACAUAAUUAUGAAAAAAAGCCAAAUUCCGAUACAUUUUAUUCAAGUAAUGUCACUUGAUAGUAAAGUGUUACCAGUUGACAUGUUUCAAAUGGAAACUUGAAUAUCAAUCUAACAUGAAAUAUAUAAAGCACACAGAGCUCCGUAUAGUCUACUGUAAUAAUACAUAGCUCAUUAGUUCAGGUGUGGGCUUCUUCACUAUUAGUCUCAUAUGACAGAUCGAUGUGUUAGCCUAGCUCACAGUGAAUAUUUUUUCUAGGAGCGGAGUCGUUUUAUUACAGUUUCAUGCAUGCAGGGUUGAAAAAUAUUUACAGUGUUCACAGUAACUCUGAUAUGAUGUGAACAUAGCAUUAACCUCUAUCAGAAGAGACAAAAGACAGUAUCAUAUUUGGCUUAUGACAUGUUUGCUCUUAGCUAGCUUGCUAACAUUGGACACUAGGAUACGGAGACUUGUGAUUACAGCUUUUUCACACCAGCCUUUUUAAUAUGAAAUACCAGGUAAACAUGUUCUACAAAUGACAUUAAUGAAGGUUCUGUUAUUUUAACUUUGAAAAGCUUUAAUUAAUGUGAUAAGUUGACCUAUGUUUAUUUAGCAUUUUAUGCUGUGUAGUCACCAUAGCUAAUUUUAAGCUUACCUAAUAGCUGAUACUUUCAAAACGCAGGCUGACUGCUUGAUAAAGUUUUUUUUUUUGUUUUUAAAUAAAAUGGAUCUAUUAUUAAGUGCUUGUUGAAUUUUCAAACCUCCAAUAAAACUCAGACAAGUAGGAAGUUGAUAAAAUUAUGUAACUUCCACUGUUAAGCUAGGCUAACGGUUCCCCACCUCUAGCUGUACAGUUGACGCUCAAACGUGACAGAUGCUUUGACCUUGUUCCCAAAGGGAAAGCAAAUAGGUGUGUUUCCCAAAAGUAAGCUGUUUCUUUAAAACACUACAUUAUGAUUAGAUUAAGAAGCUUUCUUAAAGAGACAUGAAAUGUUAUCUUCCAAGUCUGCCAAAACGUGUGAGAAAUUGAAUAGUCUUGAGCCCUGUGCUUUUAUUUUUGCAUGUACCUUUACAGUAUAAGCCUGUUUUUGCCAAAGCCUGGAGCUUGAGCCCUACCGGCUGAUUUGUGCAUGCACAAGCUUUUGGUAAUAGCAUACCUCGACGCUCACCUGAUUAUCGACACAGUCCAAAAUCAGAGUAUAACCGGCCUGCGUGACUGUUUACUUUAAGCUGUACAAAUCGUAUAAUCCCAGUGUUACAUGGACGGCAUGAUAUUUUAGAUGAUAUGCAGUACCUUUUUGACAUCCUGUAGGUUGUCUUAAUGCUUUGUUCCAAGUAUACAGGCUCGUACCCUCAUGGUGAGUGGAAUGAGGUCAGCAGCUGUGUGUCUGUUGUGGAUUAAGUGUUGCAUUGUUGUCUCUGCAGCAGAAGAUGAAGAUUUGAAACUGGGGCAAGUUUUCACUUCACCUCAAUACAGAAAUUGCUGCAUUAAAAAAGAAAAAAACAAAAAACAAAACUGAUUGUCUCCAUUUGUGGUUAUUUCUCAGACUCUGUCGGCACAGCAUCAGACUCAUCGUAGGCCUGAGGAGCGUGUGGGAAAAAUGUGUUAAUUAUGUAAAUGGAAAAUAUUUGAUUUUAACAGUUGAUUUAGGCGUAGCUUUUCUCAAAGUUACACCAAACUAAUCUAGACUUUUGUUCCUUGAUAUCAGUGAUCAUUCCUACUUGGAUCGUGCUUGCAAACCCUCCCGACAUAUUUCUUCAUGUAUUAAUGUUCUGUGUUUUAAAACGAGCCAUCGUGCUAUAGGGUUUGACCAGCAGCAGCAUGUCUCAACCAUUUUCUCACCGACUCUUUUGAGAUUCUGUAGGUGUCUUAAGUCUGUGGUUACAGUUUGAAACUCAGUGCCCCAUCAAGAAAAGAAAUCAAGAAGAAAAAUGUGAUCCAUGCCACUCGUUUCCUCCCUUAUGAUCCUACUUUGCAUAAUGUUCUUGUGCUGCAGGAUUUUUACAGGGAAUCAGUAAAAGGCCUUGUUGCUGAAACGGAAACUGCUCCGUGUGUUCAGAAAACAUGCUGCUUCAAUCGCUUUGAUAAUGAAAAUAAAUCUCCUUCCAGUAAUUUGGUGUGUGUGUCAUUUUUACCCAAAUGCAGCUUUAAUGGCAAAGUUUGUUUGCGGACAGUAGGG
Messenger RNA from Pelmatolapia mariae (spotted tilapia), 6439 nucleotides. It is a transcript of the gene stk32c, whose product is annotated as serine/threonine-protein kinase 32C. Gene Ontology annotation, molecular function: ATP binding; protein kinase activity. The record is from RefSeq and is a predicted model, not a curated record. Gene Ontology annotation, biological process: protein phosphorylation. The transcript has 12 exons. Bases 387 to 1730 code for a protein of 447 amino acids. Lineage: Eukaryota; Metazoa; Chordata; Actinopteri; Cichliformes; Cichlidae.